Fukomys damarensis (Damara mole-rat) is the source of this 2703-nucleotide messenger RNA. RefSeq names its product Krueppel-like factor 17. The record is from RefSeq and is a predicted model, not a curated record. Gene Ontology annotation, molecular function: DNA-binding transcription factor activity, RNA polymerase II-specific; RNA polymerase II cis-regulatory region sequence-specific DNA binding. Lineage: Eukaryota; Metazoa; Chordata; Mammalia; Rodentia; Bathyergidae. Bases 58 to 1209 code for a protein of 383 amino acids. The transcript is spliced from 4 exons. Gene Ontology annotation, biological process: regulation of transcription by RNA polymerase II.
UGGCCUCCCCUCUGGGCUGGAGUGGGUCUGUGUCCCGACCGUCCCAGUGUGCAGCUGAUGUUCCAGGCUGAGAUGGAGCAGGGGCCUGAGGAGCUGAGCCAGUGGCAGCCUGUGAACCGGCCUUUCCAGGAUAACGUGAAGCCAUCGCCCAUCGUGGAUAUGUGGCCAUCUUCCAGAAGCAGUGGAGUAUGCACCUCUUGGAACCACAGCCCACCAGGCACUGAGCGCUGCUCUCAGGGAAGAGAGGUUAUGGGGACCCUUCUGGUGUCUCCUGAGACAGCAAGGCGGGAUGCUGCCGAAGUGAGGGCCCGUUUCAGAGUGUCGCAGAAUGAGCACACUGUGAGCUACUGCCUCCGAGGCACGCUCACCCCCUACUGCCAGAGUGUGUCUCCCUCCCAGCCAGGGAUGAUGGGCAGGGGAGCCCAGCUGAUGCCCUUAGAGCCUGGGAUUCAAGGGGGGGAUCUGACGUGCAGUGAGAAUCUGAAGAUGCCCCCCAAUGGGCUAGUGUCAGCUUCAAGUGGAAUUUCAACGAUGUCCUCCACCAGUGCUCCGACAACGCCUUAUUCUUAUUCAACAAUACCUUCUAUGGGAGCCUCUUUACCAUCUAAAAUGUUAUUGGCUUUGACCAUGCCCUCCUUCAAGGCCCAGGGUGUACUCCCAUCUAUAGCUCAGAUGAAGCCACCCACAAAUCCGUACAACCUAGUGAUUCCCCCUGCUGGAUCCCAAUCGUUGCAGACCUUGGGAUCCCAGGACUCUCUUGUGAGUCUGUCAGCCUCCCACAAAGACCUCUUCCUACCUGAGCAGCCUACACCUGCUCCUCAGAGAGCAGGGAACUCGGGGGCCUGGGGAGGGGCAUCCAGAAAGCAACCGCCAAUUCUCAGACCGUACUGCUGCCCAUAUAAGGACUGUGGGAAAGCUUACACCAAGCGGUCCCACCUUGUGAGUCACCAGCGCAAACACACAGGGGAGAAGCCCUACAAGUGCAGUUGGGAAGACUGUAGCUGGUGUUUCUUCCGUUCUGAUGAGCUUCAGCGUCAUAUGCGGAGACACACGAAACACCGGCCACAUAUUUGUGAUCAGUGUGACCGACAGUUCAUGAGAUCUGACCAUCUCAAACAACACCAAAAGACGCAUCAGCGACUGCUGGAUUCCCUAAAACAGCUGGCCGACAGUGGGCAGAUGGGUGGUCCUCCUGCUCCUGGUCUUUAGAUUCCAGUGUGAGACUGUUUAGAUCUUGAGCUCAUCACUAUUACUCGACAUGUGACUUUGGGAAAUCUCUUUCAUCACCAUGCUUUAAUUCAUCCUCUGGAAAAUAAGAAAAGCCAUCCUGGACUAUAGUGGGUAUGUCAUAUGUACCACUUCAGAUCUCCUGGGACUCGCCACCCGGGUGUCCAACGUCUGUCUCUUCCUUCCAGACCUCAGUGGAAUGGCCCACCCCAGGAUGGGAUCCAGCAUUCUGCAUAGCCACAGAAACUUGGAAGUGCCAGGGAAUUAGUAUUCAUGGGGUAAACACUGACAAAGUAGGAAAUGGAAAGUAAGAGUAGCCAGGCAGAGACACUCUGCUUGGCCUCUCUCCCUUCUAAGAAUUGCUAUUCAAGGCAUGAUUUCUCCCCAGCAGUGUAGCCUUUAGGGAGAUUUUCCAAGCAGCUGGUGGACACGGCUGCAUGGUCUCUUCCAUGCCUGACAUGCGGGUGUACCCAGCUUGAAAGAGUAUUAUCUUGCUACCUGCGUUUUUCCUGCCUCAUUUCCAUCUCUCACUCCUAAUGCCUUGGGUGUCCCCCAUCCCCCGCCCCAAUAAAACAUCAAUAUUCAGUUCCUGCUUUAGGCUGUUUUCUAGAUGCUCUGGAGGUGAAAGGAGAGAACCUUAGACUUUGACAAAGAAAGACCAAGACCUGCUGUGACACCUCUCCUACCUAGCCUGAUAUCUGAACCAUGAAAUAGCAGAAUUGUUUACCCUCAGUACCAGGGAUUGAACUCAGGACCUUGCGCCUGCCAGGCAGGUGUGGCACUGCUGAGCUACAUCCCUGGUCCAUGAAGUAUCAGAUAUUAAGGGUCCUAUUCUGCCCUGCUCUAGGAUUUAGAAAGUUAGAGCCUCAUUUCUGGGCUCAGCAGGCCAUUUUACUGAACAGUAAGCUCAUAGUAAGAAAGGAAUUUGGCCAAGCUAUCAAGUGGCGGAGCUAAGGUCCCAACCAGGAUCUGUUUGCCUCAAAGGUGAAUCUCUUCCCUUAGAGGUGGUACCUGUUGUAGAUGCUGGCCUGAGCCUAGUCUGCUGUCAGGCACAGCCAAGUGAUGAUUGCCACAAGAGGCGUUGGGUCUGAUUUCUAUGCUCAAGUGAUGUUCUUGGUCUGGGUCACAGGGAGUCAUCUAAGUACAGUGGCCAUGGGUAAAAGCAACCCCAAAGAAGUGGUCAGAAAGAUUUUCUAGAGGAAAGGCAGAGGUGACUCUUGAGCUCAGUAAGAAUGUAACAUCUAGAAGGCUCUCAAGUAUUGAAACAGAAGAUGCGUGUUAAGUGAAGGAUACUCAGGAGGGAGUCAGCCUGCAAGCUUCCAACCAUGCAGAGCACCGGCAUGGUGCAGACCCCCAGCAAGUAGCAUGGAGACAACUAAAGGAUAAGGAUGUGCCUGGAGGAAGAGACAUUUACUUAUAUUUGCAGUACGGAAAUUGAAUCCAGGAUUACACAUUAAGCAAAUCACCAAUGAGCUA